Messenger RNA from Ochotona princeps (American pika), 1109 nucleotides. RefSeq lists its product as uncharacterized. The transcript has 3 exons. Bases 22 to 1002 code for a protein of 326 amino acids. NCBI's taxonomy places the organism in Eukaryota, Metazoa, Chordata, Mammalia, Lagomorpha, Ochotonidae. The record is from RefSeq and is a predicted model, not a curated record.
GGGGAGCAUGUACUCACCACCAUGGCCUACACGACGUUGAAGGUUCAUAGAAAGCGCCUGCUGAAGAUGCCCCGGGACCACCUGCGGGAGUUCCUCCAGGAGACCUUGAAGAAAGCCUGGGCCCUGGACGAUGAUGUUUUCAUCAAACAGCUUCAAGCCUCGAAGCAUGAGCUGGGGAAGCUGCACUGUCUCCUGCCACCCCAAGCAAAGCCUGAUGAGUGCUGCAGCCUGUGCCUGGGGCUGCCACGUGUUUCUCUGGAGCGGGUGCCUCCCCCAAAGACUCCAAGAUGUUCCAGCAUGGCUCCAGGGACUGCGCAGGAGCAGCUUGAGGGGAUAACUGCUCACCCAGAAGGGCCUCAUCUUCCAGAAUGUUCCUCCCUGCACAUGAUUUUAAAGAGCAGCCCAGAGGAGGAGGCUGGGAACUCUGUAGGAGGAAACACCAAGUGCCAGGGCCCCGGCUCCUGUGGGGUGAUGUCCAAGUGUGUGGGAGCCCCUGGCAUCUCCCCAGGCCCCAAGGAUGCAUGGAAAGGAAAACUACUGUCCUCCUGGGCCAGCACCUCUCGUCUCAGUGUGCCUGCCAAAGGUGUAGGGUGCCCGCCCCCAGAGCUGGGCAGCCAGCAGGGCCUGGCAGCCCCUUCUACACCUGCCUUAGUCAGGAUGGUACCAUCUCUGAUUCAUUCACCUGCAGACCAGGCUGUGGGGCUCAAGACCUCACACCUGCAGAGCAUCCCUGGCACCCUACCUCGCCAUGGGGACAGGCCCAGCCUGAAGCCUGCUGGAGUCAUUGCUGUGCCAGGACCACAGCCCUGGGUGCCCUCACCUGCCAGUCGCAUCCUUGCCAUCCGCUUCCUGGGGCAGCUGCAGCUCUCCAGGCUGCUGCAAGAGUGGGCUCACAGCCUGCCCGGUUUCUCCAUGCUGGCCUCCAUGCUGCACAGAGCUCCCUUCAGGGGCUUCUGUUCCCUCUCCCUGAGGGGUGUCACCCUUGGCCAACUCAUGCGCUGAUACUAUUUGGGUCUCAUGGUUGCUUAGAGUGCCCUGAACAGACCACACUCAGGGUACUGUGCCAGGCCCCGUUGGCCAGCAAGACCUUCACCCCUAACCUCAGACCU